Anarrhichthys ocellatus (wolf-eel) is the source of this 2247-nucleotide messenger RNA. It is a transcript of the gene d2hgdh, whose product is annotated as D-2-hydroxyglutarate dehydrogenase. Gene Ontology annotation, cellular component: mitochondrion. Gene Ontology annotation, molecular function: catalytic activity; FAD binding. The coding region runs from base 126 to 1796 and encodes 556 amino acids. NCBI's taxonomy places the organism in Eukaryota, Metazoa, Chordata, Actinopteri, Perciformes, Anarhichadidae. The record is from RefSeq and is a predicted model, not a curated record. The transcript is spliced from 10 exons.
CCUCAAGCUAGUUGUAGCAGUAAACAGUGCAACGGUGUUCAUUCUUAAGGAACCGAAACGUCCUUCAACUUUGUCACAGAUUUCGCUCUUAGAUAUGACACGAAAGAAGACACGCGGUCAGAAAGAUGCAGGUUGUUAGCCGGACGUUUACGCCUGUUUGCGCCUGUACUCCAGUCAUGGUGGGGUUUUUCCAAAGAACAUUGAGGCUGAGGACGGCUCUCAGACAUCUGAGCCCCCACAGCACCGUCUCAUCCGCAGCCACAGCCGGACGUUCUCCUGUGGACCUUCGCGGUUCAUUCCUUCCCGCCGCCUCAUGGCAGGUCGGAGUCUGCUGUCGAACGCUGCACUCGGGGUCAGACGGGUCCAGGCCGUCCCCUGCUGCAGCCCCAGACAGGCUGCCCUUCUCCAGGAUAACUGGGGAAGAUUUAGCCUUCUUCAGGAAGAUCCUACCGGGCAGAGCCAUCACUGACCCCGACCUGCUGGAGUCCUGCAAUGUGGAUUGGCUGAAGUCAGUGAGAGGUUCCAGUGAUGUGUUACUGCGACCUCAAACAACAGAGGAAGUGUCUCAAAUUCUAAAGUACUGUAACGGUCGUAAUCUGGCGGUCAACCCUCAAGGAGGUAACACCGGGCUGGUUGGAGGCAGCGUGCCUGUUUAUGAUGAGGUCAUCCUCUCCACUGCCCUCAUGAACAACAUCCUUACCUUUGAUAGUAUCUCUGGCAUUCUGACCUGUCAGGCAGGUUGUGUCUUGGAGAACUUGUCCACUUACCUUGAGGACAGAGACUACAUCAUGCCACUUGAUCUGGGGGCAAAGGGUAGUUGCCACAUUGGGGGAAACGUGGCAACAAAUGCGGGGGGACUCCGGCUGCUGCGAUACGGUUCCUUACACGGGACUGUGCUCGGCCUGGAGGUGGUGUUGGCAGAUGGGCGAGUGCUGGAUUGCUUGGCCACACUGCGUAAAGAUAACACAGGAUAUGACCUCAAACAGCUCUUUAUAGGGUCAGAGGGAACACUGGGGGUCAUCGCUGCAGUGUCCAUCCUUUGUCCACGCAAACCCAAAUCUGUUAAUGUGGUUUUUCUGGGCUGUGAGACUUUUGAGCAGCUCCUGAAGACGUUUCAGCUCUCCAGAGGCAUGCUGGGAGAAAUUCUGUCAGCCUACGAAUUCCUGGACAGUGAAUGUAUGAGGCUGCUGAAUACGCACCUCAAACUACCCAAUCCCAUCUCUGAUUGUUCAUUCUACGUCGUGAUAGAAACAUCUGGAUCUGACCCAACACAUGACGGGGAAAAACUCCACAAUUUCCUAGAGGAGGCGAUGACGUCAUCAUUGGUUACCGAUGGGACCGUGGCGACUGAAGACUCAAAAAUAAAGGCACUGUGGUCGAUGCGUGAACGCGUCACAGAGGCGCUGACUCACGAUGGCUUCACUUACAAGUAUGAUAUCUCACUUCCCGUGGAGCGGAUCUACCAGCUGGUGACGGACAUGAGGGAGCACCUGGGGGACCGAGCCAAGAGUGUAGUGGGAUACGGACACGUAGGAGAUGGAAACCUGCACUUGAACAUCACCUCUCCUGUCAAAGACCCGGCUCUUCUCGCUGCCAUCGAGCCUUUCGUCUACGAGUGGACGGCCAGCUGUCACGGCAGCAUCAGUGCAGAGCACGGACUGGGCCUGAAGAAGAGGAACUACAUCUACUACAGCAAACCCAGCCAGGCUGUAGCUCUGAUGGGUAAUAUCAAGGCCAUGCUGGACCCCAAGGGUAUUCUCAACCCGUACAAGACUCUCCCAGAUAACCUGAAAUGAACCAAACUGUCUCAGUUGUGGGGUAAGUGGGGAUGUAUACAGGGCUCAUGCAGGAGCUCCAUCUGAGCUACAACCUUAUUGCCACAUGGUUUUUAUGGCAGCUCAUGCUCUUUCCUAUAAAACCUUUUUCACACAUUUAGUGUCGAGCUGCAGGUUUUUGCAGGUAGUUUCAUCGUCACGUGCACAAAGCAUUACUCUUAGAAUGACAUCCACUUUAACGAGCUGCUGACUUUGUACUGUAGCAGUGGUUAGACUGGAAUGUUAGAGUAUUAAGGUGUUGUACGUUAUAAAGUUGUGUAAAUGUACUGGCUGGCUAAUUACUGGGCAAGAGUGCAGUAACUAUUUUAUCACAUAAAGACAAAACAUUCUUUCCCAAAACAAACCCCGGCAUUUGUGAACAAAUGUAUUUGUAACCACACACCUAGGCAACAUUAAACUCUGUUUGAAAUGA